Molecule: messenger RNA, 646 nt
Organism: Hyaena hyaena (striped hyena)
Lineage: Eukaryota; Metazoa; Chordata; Mammalia; Carnivora; Hyaenidae
Product: endogenous retrovirus group K member 13-1 Env polyprotein-like
Exons: 4
Coding region: 151-486 (111 amino acids)
Source: RefSeq, a predicted model, not a curated record
UUGUGUGUCUGUCUUUUGUGUGUGUCUUGUCCUUUGUGUCAUUUCGUCCGCAACAUCUGGCGUCCAAACGCGGGGCAGAGGGCGAACGAAACCGAAAGUGAAAAUCUAUCAGCAGCAGAAUUGCAUUUUCUAAGGAAAGAAGAGGAGAAGAUGGCUGUGGUUACCUGUCAGAUUGGAGCCCUGAUCAUGGUCAAAUUUUGGAAAAAUGGUCUAACAAAACUUUCAAAUGGCAUCGAAUUAAUGUGGCUGCAGUUACUGCAACCGCUGCCGUGGCUGGACUUGCUUUGCAUCAAGGGGUCCAAACAGCAGACUUUGUACGGGAGUGGCAUAAAGACUCAUUUAUCAUGGCAACAACAAAGAGAUCUGGAUGCACAACUUGCAACUGAUGUACUCAAUCUUCAACAUACUGUUUCAUGGCUUGGGGAUCAAUUAACUGUCUUAUCCACAAAAAGUGUAUUGAAAUGUGAUUGGAACUCCUCUCAAUGAUGUAUAACAUCUGUGCCUUUUAACAUGAGUGAAGGUUGGGAAAAGGUGAAAUGGUCAUUAACAGGGCAUCAAAACCUAAGUAAGGAAAUUAUGGAGUUAGAGCAGCAAAUUUUGUCUACAUUUAGCAAAACACUACCUGACAUUACUGGGUCCGAUCUGU